Messenger RNA from Habropoda laboriosa, 1389 nucleotides. RefSeq names its product casein kinase I (gene gish). The transcript is spliced from 10 exons. Gene Ontology annotation, cellular component: nucleus; cytoplasm; plasma membrane. Lineage: Eukaryota; Metazoa; Arthropoda; Insecta; Hymenoptera; Apidae. Gene Ontology annotation, molecular function: protein serine/threonine kinase activity; ATP binding. The coding region runs from base 31 to 1371 and encodes 446 amino acids. The record is from RefSeq and is a predicted model, not a curated record. Gene Ontology annotation, biological process: endocytosis; positive regulation of canonical Wnt signaling pathway; peptidyl-serine phosphorylation.
CUCUACAAUAACGAACAUGUAGCAGUUAAAAUGGAACCAAUGAGGUCGAAGGCGCCGCAGCUACACUUAGAAUAUAGGUUUUACAAAUUAUUAGGUACACAUGAGGGUAUACCGGAGGUAUACUAUUUCGGGCCGUGCGGGAAAUACAACGCCCUUGUGAUGGAACUUCUCGGCCCGAGUCUCGAGGAUCUGUUCGAUCUCUGCGGCAGGAGGUUUACCCUGAAGACCGUUCUCAACAUCGCCACACAACUCCUCCAUAGGAUAGAGUACGUUCAUAGUCGACAUCUGAUCUACCGCGACAUCAAGCCAGAGAACUUCCUGAUAGGACGGGGCAAGACCAAACGGGAGAAGAUUAUUCACAUAAUCGAUUUUGGAUUGGCCAAAGAGUACAUAGACCUGGAGACGAACAAACACAUACCGUAUCGGGAACACAAAAGCCUGACGGGCACGGCGCGUUACAUGAGCAUCAACACGCACCUUGGAAAAGAACAGAGCAGAAGAGACGAUCUGGAAGCGUUAGGGCACAUGUUCAUGUACUUCCUUCGCGGUAGCCUGCCCUGGCAAGGUCUGAAAGCGGACACGCUGAAGGAACGAUACCAGAAGAUCGGCGACACGAAGCGGAACACACCGAUCGAGGUCCUCUGCGACGGUCAUCCUGAGGAAAUGGCCACGUACUUCCGAUAUGUGCGUAGGCUGGAUUUCUUCGAGACACCUGACUACGAGUACCUGAGGAACCUCUUCCACGACCUUUACGAGAAGCGGGGUUUCGUCGACGACGGCGAGUUCGACUGGACUGGCAAGACGAUGUCUACCCCUGUGGGAUCGUUGCAGACCGGACAAGAGAUUAUCGUGUCGCCGAAUCGCGAUCGACAUCCUUACAAGGAAUACGAUGAUUUCGAGGAAGAUGUCCUCAUGUUGGAUGAGGUUCACAUCGAAAUGCAAGGCAACUAUGAUGUGACAGGUCCAGGGGUGGGAGCCGGGGGCGGUAAAGGGGUGGGAACCACGUGGCCAGAUACUGUGAAGCAAUCAGGAGCUGGUGGUACAUUGACACCCGCUGAUAGGCACGGUUCUGUGCAGGUGGUGUCUUCGACGAACGGAGAACUAGCCAAUGAUGAUCCAACUGCGGGACACUCGAAUACUCCAAUUACAGCGCCUCAAGAAGUGGACAUGGUCGACGAAACCAAAAAGAAAUGUUUGCCGACAAUUAAGCAUUGUCGUGGAUGCGGGAAGAUCCUUGGCCGAAGUUCAAAUCCUCCUACGUCCACUGUCGAUCCUAGACUGAUCCCUGAACUUGGUUUAUUAAUCCGACACAAGUGGCCGUUACAGAAUUUUCUUUUGUCCAACAUCAAGGCAAAAUACAAUAUCCGAUAAUUUUCAUUCUUUACUCGA